UGGCCAAUAUUCUGUGGCUUGGUGUUCUGUUCUGUAAAUUAGCAUUAGCAUAAUACUUAAGACCAAAAACGGCAACUGUGGAUACAUUGGAUACGUUGGCCUCUUCACUUUGACCUGCCCGCGGCGCUGGCGAGAUUAAUCACACCGUGUAGCAGGGGAAUUGCCGAAAUGGGCGGCUGUGCUGGGCGCGAGGAGAGGUCCGGGGGUGCGACUGUAAUCCAUCAACCAUCCUGACCAGAACUUGGCUGAUUGCUGUUCAUGUUGAUGGGUAUAUAAUCGGCGUGCUCCCAGCUGCUGUCAGUCAGUGGCGAGUGCAAGCUCAGAGCCAACAAGUGCCCAGCCCCAGUCGAUACUCAUAUACCGUCCAGUCAUCCUAUCAAGGAGCACAACUUCUUCAGUUCCUUUAGCCCACAAUGCACUGUCUGCCACAAUUGAUACUGGCGCUGGCGCUAUGCGCGCUGCUGUCGCCGCCAGAGGCAUUCGCCCAGCGCUAUGGCUCCAACUAUCGCUUGGGUCUGCGUUCCGUGGGCCGUGGCGAGCAUGUCUUGCCCGAGGGUCGGUUCACCUCGUCGAUUGUGAACAAGUUUAGCACACUGAAGGGCACCACCACCACAACAACCGCGGAGCCAUCCACCACCCUUACACCCACCCCAACAACCACGCCCACCACAACAGGCACCACAGAUACCACUUCGCCAACCAGCGACACGACGGCAACCUCACCAUCAGCAACGACGACAACGGGUCGUGCCUUUGGCGAUGAGGCCGAUCCGCAGGUCGAUGAUGAGGAGGAGCCGGCCUUCAAUGCAAAUGCACGCGCCUACAAUGACGACGUCGAUGACGACGAGGAGGACGAAAGCAGCGCCGCAGGCGACGACGACGACGACAAUGACGAUAACGAUGAUGAGGAUGAGGACGGCGAUUACUUUGUGCUGGCCGCCGGCGCUGGAGCUGGUGCCGGUGUCGCUGCUGCUGGCAAGCCAGCGCCAGCAGCCAUCAGCGCCGGAAUGCCAGGCUAUGUGCGUCGCCCAUCGGAGCAGCAGUGGCGCCAGUUCCAGCUGGAGCAGCGCAAUCGCCGGCGCAUGAAUCGCCUGCAGCGCGAGCACAACCAGCGCAUCCGUGAGCUAGUGCGUCGCCAGCGCAUCUCGCAGCGCCGCAACAGUCAGCGCCUCCAACGCAUCCAGCAGCAGAAUCGCAGACGCGCCGCCAAGCGCAAUCGCCGGAACAAGAACCGCUCCAAGUCGCAGCGCCAGCGCCGUCGCCGCAACAAUGUGGAGCGUCGCCGCCGCCAGAAGGCCCAGCGCCAGCGUCGCCGCCAGCGCCUCAGCCAGCGCCGUCGUCUGCGCCAGCUGCUCCGUCGUCGCCGUGGUCGCGGCCGCAGCGUGAGACGCGUCGUGGUUGCCUAAACCGUACCGGCUGCAGGAUAUGGCACACAUCUGAUCGAAUCCAUGUAACGAGCAAACGCAAUGGCCGCUAAAAAGGCCCCAAAAUAAAUUGAAUUUUUCAACAAAGA
Molecule: messenger RNA, 1513 nt
Organism: Drosophila montana
Lineage: Eukaryota; Metazoa; Arthropoda; Insecta; Diptera; Drosophilidae
Exons: 2
Coding region: 414-1406 (330 amino acids)
Source: RefSeq, a predicted model, not a curated record